AUGUUCGCUAUUGGUGAGCUCUUGGAGCAUAUCCUGCGCCAUGUUCCUGGAAAAGACCUCCUCCGACUGCAGCGGGUCUGCAAGCGAUGGCGGAAUACCAUCCGUCUUCGCAGCUUCCGGCCUCUACUCUGGAUAGAGCCUGUAUUAUCCGCAGAAGGCGACCCACAUUUCAUUGCACCCAAUGUUCCACAAGGCUCCGUGUACCCAGCCAGACUCCGUCUCGUGCAAAAAGAAUUCUUCGACAGUUGGCAUGACUACGAGGACAGUCUCAUAUACCUCAAUCGGCGCUCAAGAAUGAGCAAGGAACUCGAAGAGUCUGUCAUCGAGAAGGGCAAAUGGUCCGUUCCAUCUCUGCAGUCGAUUUGCAGUGCCUGCGGCUGCUGCCACGGCCACUUCCGCCUCAACAACAUGCAUCCGCUGCUGCACUGGCUGCUCACAAGCUCCGCGCUCACGGUCUGCAUAUCUGGAUACGGGACCCACGUUCAUAUCUCUAUCUGCGAAAGGCGCCUACCUUCACUGGAGAAUUCCCACGUUGUCCAUGAUUCACAAGCCCUCGCGCUCAGCCAUUUGGUGAUCGACACUUACAAUCGCAUGGAACGACACGCCCGCGGAAAUGACAUGUUCCUGAAUCCUAUAUGUACCCAGGUCUUGGUAUCUUUCUAUGACAAAUCCGAAGUCGAGUGGGCUAAGGAGCCUUUGCGGGUGCGGCGGGUGGUAUUGCUCCUUGGGAGGGUGUGCAGCCGAUUUUUGUCUCAAAGUUCAAUUGAAGGAAAAGAAAGUGAGAGACAGGCUGCGCUUGAGGAGCUGAGUGGAUUGCCGCAGAGCUGGCCGAGGGUUUGGGUUGGGCGCCAGGUAGCUAAUUGA
Molecule: messenger RNA, 864 nt
Organism: Trematosphaeria pertusa
Lineage: Eukaryota; Fungi; Ascomycota; Dothideomycetes; Pleosporales; Trematosphaeriaceae
Exons: 1
Coding region: 1-864 (287 amino acids)
Molecular function (GO): protein binding
Source: RefSeq, a predicted model, not a curated record